UUAUCUCUAAUUUUACCAAGUCUAUAAAGAUAUAAAUUUUAAAAUAAAGUAACAGGCUUUGAUAGUAAAUUUGCUAAAAUGCAGAGUGACAAAAAUGUGAUGUAUGAGAACACAAGAUUAAAUACAAAAGGGAUAGGAACAAACGAAACAAAAAUGGAAGUCAUCAAAGACAAAACGAGCCAUUCCGAUAAUGUCUUAAAUCGGAUGACAUAUUUGGUGAUCACUAUGCUUGUGAUGAUGAUAAUACUUUAUGUCGCAGUUUUUGUCUUUAUCAUCAUAUUUUCGAUAAAUAUUCCUGUCAAUCAAGUUGACGGGAACUGGUCUGCUUGGUUGCAGUGGUCUUCUUGUGACGUCACGUGUGGGUAUGGUUCACAGUCCAGGUCUCGGACAUGCACAAAACCGACACCAACAGCAAACGGUAUUCAUUGUGCUGGAAAAGUUACAGAUAUUUCAGCCUGCCAAUUGCCUGAAUGUUUGGUUGACAGCAGUGACAUUAUUCGACAUCAUGUAAGUUUUUCCACAAGACUUUCGAACAGGGCGCCGGCAGUAAACCAAGAUAAACGUGUAGUGUUUAACGAGGUUACGACUAAUUACAUGAGUGGAUACGACAAUAGAUCGGGUAUAUUCAAAGCCCCAGUGAGUGGCGUUUAUCUUUUUAUGUAUUUCAUACAAAUUACCGACGCAUAUGGGGAAGUAGAACUGAGAAUGAAUAACAAAUCUGUCAGUGCGACAACUCUUUAUGGUAUAUUUACGGAGAUUUACAUAACUGGUAGAGACAAUUCUUUUGUAUUCAAAAACAUAAAUUUAAACCAAACAGAAAACUCAGUUAUGGACGAAAUAAGAUGUUUCAGAGGACGUUAUAGUGCAGCUGGUUUUAACAAAAUUGAUAAAAUAGAAAUAGAUAUCAAAACAUGUCCUUUUGAAAGUGAAAUAAAAACGGCAGGUGGUAAUUCUGUUGUGAUAUUUGUCAAUGCAGGAAGUGAAGUCUGGGUCCAAAAUUCAGGGAGACUGCCCAUCCACAUUCAGCCAGAUGGUACUACAUUCACAGGAGUUUUACUGGUCGAAAGUUCAAAGAUACAAGACACAAUUUCAUCUCAUUUGCCGCUCUAAAAUUAGUAUAAUAAUAUAAAUGAUAUUUCUGAAAAGUGUAAAAUGUCCGAUAUUUACUUACCAUAUUUAAUUCCAUACCACUGACUUUUAGAAGGAAAAGGAAAACAAAGUUGUCAAUAUUUAGAAAUAUGUUCAAAACUAUUUAUUAAAUCAAUUUUGGUACGGUUCAUGUGUAUUAUAUAUACAAGAUACGAUCAUUAUAUUCUUACAUUUUUUAUUAUUAUCACUAUUUUUUACUAUAAAUGUUUUCUAAUAAUGUGUGUCUGACUUAGUUUUGACUUUAUUAAUUGCAGAUUGAAAUGAUGCACUUAAAGCAGCACGCCUCCAGAUUCAUGCUACUUUUCAUGAAAAUUUUGAAAAUGUAUUUGAAUGUGUAAUAUUGUGAAGUAACCAAAAGGAAGCAAUUUACACGUUAUCAAUGGCACUUACAAACCACGUAAAUUACCAUUAAGUGGUCAAAAUAUG
Messenger RNA from Ruditapes philippinarum (Manila clam), 1575 nucleotides. RefSeq lists its product as uncharacterized. NCBI's taxonomy places the organism in Eukaryota, Metazoa, Mollusca, Bivalvia, Venerida, Veneridae. Gene Ontology annotation, molecular function: protein binding. Bases 79 to 1110 code for a protein of 343 amino acids. The record is from RefSeq and is a predicted model, not a curated record. The transcript has 3 exons. Gene Ontology annotation, cellular component: cell periphery.